Molecule: messenger RNA, 1276 nt
Organism: Rhineura floridana
Lineage: Eukaryota; Metazoa; Chordata; Lepidosauria; Squamata; Rhineuridae
Gene: PSMA5
Product: proteasome 20S subunit alpha 5
Exons: 10
Coding region: 440-1054 (204 amino acids)
Biological process (GO): proteasome-mediated ubiquitin-dependent protein catabolic process
Cellular component (GO): nucleus; proteasome core complex, alpha-subunit complex; proteasome core complex
Source: RefSeq, a predicted model, not a curated record
GCCUGUUAGUCUGAUUCAAUCAGCAGAUCCCUGCGGAAGGGGAUAAAGGCGCCUUCUCUCUCCUCCUCCUCCUCACCUUCUUCUGGUGUAAGGAUCCUUAGACGAAGGAGUGCAAGUGCCCUCUAUCUUGCUUGAGAGACUGAAUCGCUUUGGCGUGACUUCCUGCAGAAAGUCUUGAGAAAUGUUAAAUAACGUACCUGGUGUAAAGAGGUGAUCACAGAAGGUGUUUAUAGGCUUCUGCUGCAAAUCUUUUGCAUCAUCAUGGUCGCUUGGAGGCGAGUCCAGCUGAAAUUGGGGUGUGAACACUUUUUCUCCAGAGGGAAGAUUAUUCCAGGUGGAAUAUGCCAUUGAAGCUAUAAAGCUUGGUUCCACAGCAAUUGGAAUUCAAACAUCAGAAGGGGUUUGCCUGGCUGUGGAGAAGAGGAUCACCUCUCCACUUAUGGAACCCAGCAGUAUUGAGAAAAUUGUAGAAAUAGAUUCUCAUAUAGGCUGUGCAAUGAGUGGUUUAAUAGCUGAUGCAAAGACAUUAAUUGACAAAGCAAGGGUUGAGACACAGAAUCAUUGGUUUACAUACAAUGAAAUCAUGACCGUAGAGAGUGUGACACAGGCAGUGUCAAACUUAGCUUUACAGUUUGGGGAAGAAGAUGCUGAUCCAGGUGCUAUGUCAAGACCAUUUGGUGUGGCGCUGCUCUUUGGAGGAGUCGAUGAAAAGGGACCUCAGCUGUUUCACAUGGACCCUUCUGGGACAUUUGUACAGUGUGAUGCAAGAGCAAUUGGAUCAGCUUCAGAAGGAGCACAAAGCUCCUUGCAAGAAGUUUAUCACAAGUCAAUGACACUGAAAGAAGCAAUCAAGUCAUCCCUUAUCAUUCUAAAACAGGUUAUGGAAGAAAAACUGAAUGCAACUAACAUUGAGCAUAGAGACAGGAUUGGGCCCUACAGGACCCUAAAACACCAGAACAAGAGGAUCUCAACAUCAUCUUCUGGAAUCCUUCCACCAGCUUGCAACAGUGCAACCUGGAAAGAAAUUCCAUAUGUACACAAAAGAAGAACUUGAAGAUGUCAUCAAAGAUAUUUGAUGAGGGAGAGAACCUCUCCAAAUGCCUCAUUCCCUGAUCACAGCAAACUGACUCUUCAGUUUUUUUCCAGUGCCCGUAACUUUAUUUCAGCAGCACGUAUGGCUGCUCUUAAACAAGGCUCAAAGAUUUUUUUACAGUUUCUGUACAUAAAAAAGAUCUUCAACAAGAGGAAACUAGAAUAAAUCAUUUUGUUACUCUUA